This is a messenger RNA of Clarias gariepinus (North African catfish), 2772 nucleotides long. It is a transcript of the gene hsd17b12b, whose product is annotated as hydroxysteroid (17-beta) dehydrogenase 12b. The coding region runs from base 111 to 1064 and encodes 317 amino acids. The transcript has 11 exons. The record is from RefSeq and is a predicted model, not a curated record. Gene Ontology annotation, cellular component: endoplasmic reticulum. Lineage: Eukaryota; Metazoa; Chordata; Actinopteri; Siluriformes; Clariidae. Gene Ontology annotation, molecular function: oxidoreductase activity.
GAGUUCGCCUCGUAGUUAAGCCGUACGCUUGGUAGUUUGAAUGCGUGUCGAACGGAGAUUAUUUUGAAGCUGGAGUUUAGUAAAAACACACAUACUUACAGGCUGUAAUUAUGGAGGCGGCAGAUAUUUUAAAGCAGAUUAAAUUGCCUUUGUUUUGGGUUGGAGCUGUGACAGUGGCCUGGGUGUCUGUGUGCACUCUGUACCGACUCCUGAACGGCCUCCGGGUGUGGGUCCUGGGCAACGGGAACCUAAUAAAAGCCUCCAAACUGGGGAAAUGGGCCGUUGUAACCGGGGCCACCGAUGGAAUCGGAAAAGCCUACGCGGAGGAGCUUGCACGGCGUGGCUUUGCCAUCGUCCUCAUCAGCCGUACUCAGGAAAAGCUGGAUGAGGUGUCUAAAGCCAUCGAGAGCAAGUACCAUGUUGAAACCAAAACCAUCUCUGCAGACUUUGGAUCGGUGGACAUCUAUUCCAAGAUUGAAUCUGGACUUGCUGGUCUUGAAAUUGGGAUCUUGGUCAACAACGUCGGCGUGUCCUACUCUUACCCUGAGUUUUUUCUCGACGUUCCAAAUCUCGAUAAUUUUAUAAACAACAUGAUCAACAUCAACAUUACCUCGGUUUGUCAGAUGACUCGGCUUGUGCUGCCUAAGAUGGUUGAUAAGUCCAAAGGAGUUAUCCUGAACAUUGCCUCUGCGAGCGGCAUGUACCCUGUUCCACUCCUUACUCUCUACUCUUCCUCGAAGGCUUUUGUGGAUUUCUUUUCUCGUGGACUGGAUGCUGAAUAUAGGAACAAGGGCAUCAUCAUUCAGAGCGUGUUGCCCUUCUUCGUGACAACUAAGCUGAGUAAGAUCAAGCGAGCAUCUCUGGACAUCCCCACUCCGGAGCGUUACGUGUCUGCGCAGCUGAGCACUGUGGGUCUUCAGACUCAAACGAACGGCUACCUGCCUCAUGCCAUCAUGGGUUGGGUGACCACUUCUCUACUUCCUGCACGAUUGCUCAACAAGUAUGUCAUGAACAUGGGUCUCUCUCAGCGUGCACGUUACCUGAAGAAGCAGAAGCAGGGCUGAGGGGAUCUGCACAGCAAAUGAAGCAGGAUGAGCAGAGUUCACAGAGGAAGAUUGGUGGACCAACCAAAAUUUUUACGAAACUACUUUUCCUUUCUCUGCUGGAGACCAAGAUUUAAUCAGGUUUCAUUGCUACUAAUUGAAUUGUUUGUUCAGUAUUUUACAUUUAUUUCUGUUCUAGAGGGGAAAACAAAAAUCAUUUCAGUUUCAUUGCUAAGAAAGAAAACAAAUCUACUGCAUUUUUUGAGAAACAUUUCUACCUGGCUAAUUGAACAGGAUUGCGCUGAGGUCAUACCUGCAGCAUAGGUGUAUAUCAAUGAGUCCGUUUACACUUAAUCAGCACUCUAAUUUACAUUAAAACAAAAAGGCAUAAUUUUGGAUUAAAUUAUUAUGCUAGAAUUAACUCUGGUGUUGUCUUUGAAAAAGAUUUCAUGUUAAUAUUGAGUUAAAUUUUUUAAAAGCUUUUUGCUGUGCCGAUAAUUGUACUUGCAGUUAAACAUGCAAAAUCCUUCCCAUUACCCAACUGAUUCCCAUGUUGAAAACUGUAUGCAUUGCUAGAUGCCUUUAAAGAGAAAUGGGAAUAUCUGAGCAGCUCUGGUACAGCUGCUCGAGCUUAAUUCUGCGCCAGAAAAAUGAAACAAGCCUAAAACAAAGAAAUGACCCAGUUUUAUUACGUGGUAAUAUUGUGAAUCCCAGUUUUUUAAAUGCAUAAUUGGAAUUGUAUGAUUAUUUUUGCGCCCAGACGCGUUCAGAAAAUUUACCCACUGCACCUUUGUAUUCAUGGCACACAAUUUACAUUUCAAUUCAAUGGUGUGUUGAUUUAGGUUGCGGCUUGCAGUUGUUUGUUACAACAAGUUAAAUCGGGGUUUAAAAAAACAAUAGCACUUAAGAUUUCAUCCUUUUUUAAAAAAAAUGGUUGUAGUUAAAUCAGCUUGUUUAAAGGAAAUGUUAAAUUUAAUCUCAUGAAUGAUUUGUUAUGGGCAUGUUCACUAUUGUAAUAAAUUGCAUUUACCAGAACAGUUGGUACAUGUUGAUACCACACAAAUGUUUCUGUAAGGUUACAUCUGUAUAUAUAUAUAUAUAUUUUUUUUAAUGCAGAGUGCAUUUGCAUUGAUCUAAAUUUGUGUUCCUACAUUAAUAGUAACUAGGGCAUUUUGAUGACUGUGUUACUAAUGCACUGGUGUAAGGACUUUGUGAACUAAGAGAACAGUUAUGUAUUCAUUUUAUCUUCAUAAUGUCUCAGACAGGUAAUGCCAUUUUGGAGGAAGUGGCUGUAUGAGGUUAAGUUAUGAUUGAGGUACGAGGUCAGUAUUUAUUAAUAGAUUUGGCCUUUUAUUUCAGAAGAGUUUAAAACAAUACAUGACUGUGAUGUUAAUGUCAAACUUGCAGAAAUAAACUGGAAUGGUAUGUUGCUUCAUAUAAUUUUUGCUUUUAAAAAAACAAAAACAGAAGUGUUAGAAAAUCUUAAUGGCUGUUCCUGACAAUGCUGAAAUUUAUAUGAAAAUUCUUACAUAUUUUAUGGUUUUUAACGAGACAAUUACAGUACUGUAGCAAUUUAUACAACUUCUGUAUAAAUUGUUUAUCCUGGGCACGACGCUGAAAGUCACUAAUUUCUAGCCUAAUCCAGUUGCAAGGAUAUGAGUCUGUAUAUUGCCUGUGAUCCCUGGGAGUGUGUGCGUUUGUUUGUAAGUCGAGGUGUUGUGGAUUUUCU